GAAAGUUGUUGUCGAAUACGAGAAUGGAUAUAUGGAUGAAACGUGAGAAGAAUUACGUUCGAGUGCACCAAAGGAAAGAGAUAAGAAAAGUUACGACGGAAUUUCAAAUUUCUCAAAGAUCUCCCUUGAUAGAUGUUCUUUCACGGUGGUGUCAGUGAAACGAUUCUUUUCAAAGAAUGGCGAACGACAGAUUGGAUUGGCAUGGGUGGUUCCAUGAUCGGAAUUAUUCUGCUUACGAUGAUUUACGAAGGACUGAAAAGUUAUCGAGAUCAUCUUUUUAAUUAUACAGCGUUGGCAAACAAGAAUAUAAGGAAAACGAGGAUACAGAUGAUCUUUUCUGUGGUUCAUCUGCUUCAAGUGAUAUUACAUGUUUGCCAAAUGAUAAUAGGAUAUUUUCUAAUGCUAAUAUUUAUGACUUUCAACGUCUGGUUGUGCAUCGCCGUGGUAAUUGGAACAGCAAUCGGUUAUUGGCUCUUCUCUUGGAAAAAAAUAAACAGUGACUAUGUGGAUUGCUGUUCGUGAUAAAAUGAUCGUUUUCUAAGUAGCACUAUAAUUUAAUAAUAAUUAUUUCUACCGUGGUAAUUAAUCUCCCCUCUGUAACUCUACCGACACAAUGUUAUUAAAUAUUAAUGGUUCAUUUAAUAA
Molecule: messenger RNA, 645 nt
Organism: Vespula pensylvanica (western yellowjacket)
Lineage: Eukaryota; Metazoa; Arthropoda; Insecta; Hymenoptera; Vespidae
Product: high affinity copper uptake protein 1-like
Exons: 4
Coding region: 133-522 (129 amino acids)
Biological process (GO): copper ion transmembrane transport
Cellular component (GO): membrane
Molecular function (GO): copper ion transmembrane transporter activity
Source: RefSeq, a predicted model, not a curated record